This is a messenger RNA of Puma concolor (puma), 975 nucleotides long. The record is from RefSeq and is a predicted model, not a curated record. NCBI's taxonomy places the organism in Eukaryota, Metazoa, Chordata, Mammalia, Carnivora, Felidae.
UACAACAUAACCUUCAUGGGCCUGGAGAAACUGCACCCCUUUGAUGCGGGAAAAUGGGGCAAGGUGAUCAGCUUCCUGAAAGAAGAGAAACUUCUGUCAGAUGGCAUGCUGGUGGAGGCACGGGAGGCUUCGGACGAGGAUCUGCUGGUGGUGCACACGAGACGCUAUCUCAACGAGCUCAAGUGGUCCUUUGCUGUUGCCACCAUCACAGAGAUCCCCCCUGUCAUCUUUCUCCCCAACUUCCUUGUGCAGAGGAAGGUGCUGAAGCCCCUUCGGACCCAGACGGGAGGAACCAUCAUGGCAGGGAAGCUGGCCAUGGAGCGAGGCUGGGCCAUCAAUGUGGGUGGAGGUUUCCACCACUGCUCCAGUGACCGGGGCGGAGGCUUCUGUGCCUACGCGGACAUCACACUGGCCAUCAAGUUUCUGUUUGAGCGAGUGGAGGGCAUCUCCAGAGCCACCAUCGUUGAUCUCGAUGCCCAUCAGGGCAAUGGGCAUGAACGGGACUUCAUGGGUGACAAGCGCGUGUACAUCAUGGAUGUGUAUAACCGCCAUAUCUACCCCGGGGACCGCUUCGCCAAGCAGGCCAUCAGGCGGAAGGUGGAGCUGGAGUGGGGCACGGAGGACGACGAGUACCUGGAUAAAGUGGAGAGGAACCUCCAGAAAGCCCUCCAGGAGCACCUGCCGGACGUGGUCGUGUACAACGCGGGCACCGACAUCCUUGAGGGCGACCGCCUUGGGGGGCUGUCCAUCAGCCCCCAGGGCAUCGUGAAGCGGGACGAACUGGUGUUUCGGGUGGUCCGCGGCCGCCAGGUGCCCAUCCUCAUGGUGACCUCGGGCGGAUACCAGAAGCGCACGGCCCGCAUCAUUGCCGACUCCAUCCUUAAUUUGUACAGCCUGGGGCUCAUUGGGUCUGAGUCCCCCAGAGUCUCGGCACAGAACUCGGACACCCCUCUGCUGCCUCCCGAGGUGCCCUGA